Schizophyllum commune H4-8 is the source of this 1567-nucleotide messenger RNA. RefSeq names its product EXS-domain-containing protein. The transcript is spliced from 4 exons. Gene Ontology annotation, cellular component: cytoplasm; membrane. Lineage: Eukaryota; Fungi; Basidiomycota; Agaricomycetes; Agaricales; Schizophyllaceae. The coding region runs from base 8 to 1567 and encodes 519 amino acids. The record is from RefSeq and is a predicted model, not a curated record.
GUUCACUAUGGACGUGGACAUCGAUGGCUGGACUCUCGUCCUCCCGCUGCCGUUCAGAGCGCUGCUGCUCAUUGGCGUCGGCAUCCUCGCCUGGGCGACGAACCUCCAUGGCCUCUACUACUUCCGCAUCGACGCAGCUACCGCCCUCGACCUCCGCCCGCACAGUGCCGCCAGCCCGCUCCCCGCCACGCACGACCACCCCCCUCCCCCACAGGCUCUCUAUGCGCCCAUCUAUAGACUCUUUGUCAGCUACGCGACCUGGUGUUUUGCGUGCUGGUUCGUAUUCUAUGCGCUGUCGCGUGGAGACCCCGUACGUGUCGACGUGUACGGGUGGAUCCCGGCGUUCUGCACGUUAGGAGUGCUGCUCGUACUGUUUGCGCCAGUGGAGAUUUUCGAGAAGACUCAAAGAGCACGAUUCGUUCGCGCGCUCCGCCGCAUCAUGUUCCCCCCUGCGCCCAAGUACCACAAUGCGCCCCGAAUACACUUUGCCGACGUCAUCCUCGCCGAUAUCCUUACAUCCUUUGCGAAGGUGUUUGUCGACAUCUACUUUUGCCUCUGCCAGCUAUUGGCCUCAGGCGGUAGCUUGCUUUUCGUUCCAUCGCAGACAGGGUGGACGCGAUGGAUCGCGCCGACUAUCAUGAGCAUCCCCUACCUCAUUCGAUUUCGACAAUGUCUGGUCGAGUAUUCCGGGGAUACAUCAAAUCCAAGGCCGCUCUACAACGCUCUGAAGUACUUCUCAUCUUUCCCCGUACUUUUCCUUUCCGCGGCGCAACCCCUCAUUGGCGCCGCGAAGCAGGGCAAGGAGGUCGGGCACGAGACAUGGCACGGCGAGCACUUGCUUUUCCGUCUAUGGGUUCUAGCAGCGCUCGUAAACUCACUUUACUCGUACUGGUGGGACGUCAGUAAUGAUUGGGGGUUCGCCCUUCUCAAGCCAACCCCUCCUGAUCCAACGACGCGUCUACCCCGGCGCCUAGUCCUUCCCCAUCUACACAGCGGCGUUCCGCUCAUCGACGACGCGGGUCGUUCCCUCUCACCUGAGGCCGUUCGCAACUACGGUCACACCCGUACAUUCUCCGCCGGCCAUCGACGUACAAACUCGCUCUCCGCUUCGCCUGGCGGAUGGCUGGUCUCCCGCCUGCGCCCCACACUCCUCUUCCCGCGGCCCAAACUCACCUACGGCACGCUCCUCAUCGUGAACCUCAUCCUUCGCCUUUCGUGGAGCGCAAAACUGUCGCCGCACCUGCACCGCGCGCUCGACGGUGGGACGCACACCCGCUUCGGGGACGCGGUGCACAUGGGAGUGUGGGUGCUCGAGCUCGCGGAGAUCGUGCGGCGGUGGCUGUGGGUCUUCGUGCGCGUUGAGUGGGAGCUGAUACGGAAAGGGGAGACGCCAUCCGGGGGCAGUGUGCGCGAGGAUCCCGCGCUGGAGGCAGAGGACUACGGCGAGGCCGGGCUUGAUAGGCUACGGGCGGAUGCGCCAGGCGACGUUCUGUUCAAGGACGACGAUCUCUUGAGCACGGAAUCGAGCGAGUUCGAGCUGGUGGCUCCCGCGAGAAGACCUUUAUGA